Messenger RNA from Myotis davidii, 2122 nucleotides. RefSeq names its product chromosome unknown open reading frame, human C11orf16. The transcript has 6 exons. The coding region runs from base 352 to 1758 and encodes 468 amino acids. Lineage: Eukaryota; Metazoa; Chordata; Mammalia; Chiroptera; Vespertilionidae. The record is from RefSeq and is a predicted model, not a curated record.
UGGGGAGAAGGGGGAGGAAAAACUAGCGUAUGCAUUGAGCUACGUACAUGCCAGGUGCUUUCCAUGUACUAUCCCCUGAGCUGUAACAAGCACACAGGUGAGGUGAGCACGCAGGCCGCAGGCUGUGAAGGGUUUAAAGCUGGCUUCUCCAAAAUCACAGCUCUUGCUCUCUCCUGAAUUGAGGUUCCCAAGGACACCCUGAGCGUCUGUGGGAGUGAGUGGGGCCCCGGAGAGGCCGCUGGCCCCUGGCCACUAAUCGCUCACCUUGCCCAAGCCCAUGUCCUCUGCUGGGCUGUGGGGCUGCCACUCAGACAACCGCAGUGCUUGUUCUAGGUGGUGACUCUGAAGGCCAUGGAAUCCUCCGCAGAGCCUGGGGGGCCUCUGCCCAAGUACUGCAGCGUGGCCACCACCCUGGAGGCCCCCGCCUGGGCUGGCGCUGCUCCUCCCUGCGGCCUGUCCUUCAGCUGCCCCUUUGCCCUCCAAGCACCCUGGCGCACCUGGCACAGCCCUCUCACCAGAUGUGCAUCAUAUCAACCGUGUCUCCCCUAUGCUGACCCGGCCCGGCAGGGGACCGGCAGGCUGCGGGGAGCUGGAGAUGCUGCUGGCACGUGGGUCCUGGCAAGAAGGGGACCCGAUGGCUUUUAUUACCGAGCGCAGAUAAAGACUGCUCCAGAGUUGGAGAGGCAGGGGGCUCUGCUUGUGGAAUUUGAGGCUCCCCUUGUCACGGGCCCAGAGCUGCCAGCCCCACGGCAGAGUGUGGUCUUAGGAGAAGAUGUCAUCCAGUUCUCCACCCCCGAGGAAUACUCACUACAGCCUGGGGACAAGGUGCUGGCGCCCUGGGAGCCGGACAGACAGCGGUAUGGCCCUGCCACUGUUUUGGGCUUGGAGGCAAGAGGCCCCCAGAGAGUAUCCAAAGAAGAAAUCACUGUCCUCUUCUGGAACGGCAGGACAGCCACAGUGCCUUGGGGCGGGGCCUGGAGGGUGCCCCCUACUGUCUGGAAGAAGGCUGUGGAGCGGCUGCACUGGCUUGUCACCAGCAGGCCCCCCACUACCCUCCUCUGGGCCCCUUGCUGCUCUCUGCUGGGGCCAGGCACUGGGUAUGUCACCCACGGGUUUCCACUGGGCACCCCAUUCCUGUGCCCUCCCUGCCACCCCCGCGCCUGCUGCCAGCUGCUGUGCCAGGGCUGUCCCGGCUGCUGCCCUUUGGCUGGACCCACCUGGUGGCCUCUCACCAGGACCUCGGGGGCCAAGGCCGGAGAACAACCAGAGGCGGAGCUAAAGCCCAAGGUGCAGCCUCUGUCCCUAGAGGCUCCCAAAAAGGAGAAAGUGGCCGUGCAGGCUCCCAUGGCUGUUUCUUCCUCCUCCUCCUCCUCUGAAGAGGAUCUGGAGAAAGAUCUGGAGGCGGGCCUCCCUCAGAGGCUGGUGGUGGACAGCACAGUCACCUCUGACCCCGUCCCUCCUGAGAAGACUCAGAGGAGGCAGGCGGGCCCGGACCAGCCCGAGUGGAGGUAUUGGAGGAGGAACGGGCCUGAGCCGCUUCCUGCGAAGCCAGGCAAAAGAUGCCGCAGCAUCCAGAAAGAAGAGAAGGGCCACAAGCAGCAGGGAGCACAAAAGGCAGUAGUGGGGAAUACCAAGGAGCUGGUCCUGGGAGCAACCAAUGCAAAGCCUCUACACACCCUGCCAGACACAGCGGAACACGGGAAACUGAGUCAGGGGACCACUGUGAUGCGUCAGAGACACCGGAAUGCCUUCGACUAAAAGCCCUGAGGAUCUAGGAAGCAAAGGAGAGUGAAUACCUGAGGAAGAGUUACAAAGUGGCUGGCACAGCCUUCAGUGGUAGAGUGCAGGCCACAGAUGACAGUCACAUAAGCAGCAGCAUCUUCACCCCUUUAAGACUUCCCUGCAGACGGGCACAGGAAGGCACCUGUCGUAAGAGCCACAGGAGUGCUGUUGGCCUGGCCAGGUCUCCCUGCCUGGUGAGAUGAGCGUGAGAAUGCUGUUCCACAGAAGUCACAGGUCGUGGCAAGUGUAUCCACAGCCUCUCUGCCACCUUUUCAUAAAGCCUACAGUUGUACAUGAAUGACAUUUUGUUGCUCUUAAUAUCAAUAAAAAGGAAUUCUCU